CUACUGCUUAAUCUUACACAAUGAAAUAGUAUAUUUUUUCUUUCUCUUUAUUAUAUUAUUAUAGAAAUAUUUUUCUCUUUUUUAAAACGGAUAAAUGAAUUUUUUGGAAAAUAUUUUCUUCUUUCUUUAAUUCUUUAUUGUCUAUCAAAAUGACUGAUGACCAACAGCUUUGGGAAAGCUUUCAGUUUGAAGAACCAAAAGAAAGCCUUAUUAGCUUACCAACACAUAUCAUGGAACACAUUUGUCGUCUACUAGACAAUAGAAGAGAUAAAUAUGAAGCCUGCUUGAUUCAUCGUAAUUGGUCUAUUGCAGCUAUUAAAGUAUUAUGGGAAGCACCUCGUUUUGAAAGGCCUUAUGACCUUCGUGACUUUGUAAAAGCUGUCAGUAGAUCCAAGAAGCUUGCCUUGCUUGUUGAAGAUUUGUAUUUGGCUUAUUUGGACAUUCCAACUGAUAGUGUGUUCAAAACUGUCGUACGAUCCACGCUUGACCGUCAUUCAGCAGAAGCUGCAAGGCCUUUAGCUGAUGUCAAGUUUAUCUUUAUGCUCGCUAAGCUUUGUGAAAAUAUUCAGCGUUUGACUUGUUAUGGUUGGCAACUAGAGGCUCAUCAAUUGGACCAAUUGGCUACAAUUGCACCAAAGCUAACUCAUCUUCAUAUCAUUGGCAACAAUCGUGAAAAGACAAUCAGCUUGAGCACUUUAUUCCCAAGGCUCGAAUCUUUGCGCUUGGAUGGUGAAUUCGAUAUAGACGACGCCUGGGUCACGUCCUUGAUCAACAGAGCAAUUCACUUGAAAGAUUUGCAGAUUUCUUUGAAAAACCUAAAGUUCUCCAUUGUCAACAAACUGUGUACACCUGAUUGCUUACAGCUGGAAAAACUCACCAUCACGGAAGCAGCACAAUUUAAAGACAAUCAUACAAGUCUUUUGGGAGCUUUCCUUAGCCUCAAGACUCUCCAUCUAGAGGCAAGCGUGACGAGCCAAAGCGUCUUUCAGAUCUUGAACAAUUGCGCCUAUAUACAAAGAUUGGAGAUAAAAGGAGGUGGUUUGCCUCGCGGGAGUGACAAGACUGGCAGCAACCUUUUCUUAACAAGGAAACCAAGCUUACAAGUGCUCUUAUUGGAAAAUAUGGACGUUGCAGACAGCGAUCUGCAAGCUUUAGGCAGUGGGCUGGAGUCGUUGCAAGUGGUUGGACUUAAACGCUGCCCUCUUGUAUCAAAUGAGGGAUUGUCGUCACUCCUCUCAAGCCAAAAGCAUUUGAAAAAAUUGGAAUUAGUAGAUUGCACCAAUGUGGAGUCGUCAUUCCUUUCAGCCAUAGCAAACAGCACGCCUCACUUAUCGUGUAUCAAGUCUGUAAGAGAUAUCCUCAUCCAAUCGUGUGGAAAAGUAGAACCUGCUGAUAUUUAUCAGUUUUGUUGCAACGCUAUUCAUCAUAACAUUCAGUCAUUAAAACUCUACAACUACGACAUCAAACCAAUCGCAGCAUUCAACAGUCAAAAUUCACCAACAAACAUCGUGUUAAACAGGGCAAGCAUGGAUGCACUUAUUCACACCACCGACCCUUGUAUUUGCCCAAUUCCAUCUGACAUUACCUUGACUGGUCAGCAGGUCAUGCUAUUGGCAAAGCACCUCGAUUUAUCAACCAAAGAGCUAGCAACAUUGAUUGAACAAAUCAAGCAAGAAGACCAACAAGAGCAGAGACCCCCACCAGUAACUACCAUACCUUUGAAGAAAGAGCACAGAAUAUCAUCAUUGAGAGAAUCACCUCGACCUACCACACCUGCCAUCUUCUCAAAAGAUUUCAACGAUAACGGAUCAAUCUCUGUCAUGAAUGAUGAAGAACUUACUCUUGGUGGAUGGGGUGUGAGCAGUGGCACGGCAAAAGACUUUUGGUCUAAGCCUGCUGAAAGCGUACCAGCACCUCCCAAGCAGCACUUCCGUCAGACAACGAGUCACUAUAGAAAUAGCCCAUUGAUUGUAGAAGGUGAUGGUUGGGGUGAACCUUCAAACUAUGUUCCUUGGGAUGAUCUUCGCACUCAAGGCUUUGCUUAUGAAGUACUUGAAGAACAAAAGCAAACUCCUUAUUGGACUCAAAAGGAGGAUGGCCAGUGGGUUCAACUUGGCGUAGAUGAUAAAUUGCAAAAUACGACCGAUCAACCAAAAACCGAUGGUAAUGCUGAUAGAACUGCUUCUCCUCUAUCAUUUUCCGCCAUCCAUGAGGCGACAUCCGCCAGCUAUGAAAAUAAGAAUGUGUCAAGUGUGGCAUCAGUCAUUAGUACUGACGAAAGUUUCGAUUGGGAUGAUAUUAACAAUAACGAUGAAGAUAUUGUCGUCAAAGUCAGGCCCGAAUCUCCACCAAGAACCAAGCCAACUCCUGUUACCAAUGCAGAAUCGUUGCGUAAUACGUGGACAAGUCCUAACAGGCCAAGUUCUGACAAGAAUCGCAAGUCAAAUAAAGGAUUGCGUCAAAAUACCCGCCAUAGUCUUCGCGAACCGAUAGCCCAAGAACAAAGAGCAGGUCGAUGGAAGGAUACCAUUUUUGAUAAUCUUGACGAGCCUACAUUUACUGGGAACAAUUUGCUAGAGCCUCCACCUCAACAACAACAACAACAACAAACAUAUGACAGCAACUCUACAAAUCUCUUAGUUGACUUGGAUGAUGACAAACAAAUUAUGUGGGGAUCAACCUCUAUUCCACCUCCUAUGAGCUUGAAUAAUGAAUUAUUGUUACCCAAUCAACCACAAGCUCCAAAGGAGAAAGAGAACAAGCCAGCCAAUAUAUUAUUUACAGACUUGGCGCCAGGAACAACCACAACAUAUGAUGAUAAACAAGGUCAAAUGCAUGACUUUAACACUUUAAGUGACAUAUUGACUUCUUCACAGCAGCAUAUAAAAGAACAGCAAGAUACUCCGUCCUACAGCAACAGAAACUCUUCAAGUGAUAUAGCAAACCGUUUUCCUUCUCCUGAUUCCAUGCAAGAAAACUAUAUGAAUAACAAUGCCCUUGUUAGCCAACUGUCUUCCUUAUCUUCUCAGACGAUUGGUGUUUCUGAUAAUCAAGUUCCUUUAAACUCUAAUGAACUCGCGGGAAGCAGUUCUUCUCGUCAAACAAAUGACGAUGCGCCUCCUUCUCCUUCCUCGUCUGGUUCAAGAGAAUUGAACAAUGAAGAACCUAUGAAUGACAAUCAAAUUACAUAUGCUCGUCCGCCAACUCCCCAAACCAAAGAAGACAUAAAAAAAUACUACAAAAAUCUCCCCAACUAUCUCACCUUCAUCAAGGUAGUCGUUGAUAACGACACCAAAGAAAAUAGGCUGUUGGUCAUGUAUAUGGACGAGCCUCUCAAAGAAACUUUACAAAAGUUUUGCGAAAAAUACAACUGUACCGAUAAAGUUGAAACCCUAUACCAGAAAUUGAAGCACACUUAUAUGAAAAAGCAUACGCAAAAGAUAUUCAAAAAGAGUAAAAGAAAGGACUCUAUGAUACCUUCUGCCCCUGUCCCUACUGCUAAUCACGAGUCCAUUUAAAUAAAAAUA
Molecule: messenger RNA, 3527 nt
Organism: Rhizopus microsporus ATCC 52813
Lineage: Eukaryota; Fungi; Mucoromycota; Mucoromycetes; Mucorales; Rhizopodaceae
Exons: 4
Coding region: 150-3518 (1122 amino acids)
Biological process (GO): SCF-dependent proteasomal ubiquitin-dependent protein catabolic process
Cellular component (GO): SCF ubiquitin ligase complex
Source: RefSeq, a predicted model, not a curated record